This is a messenger RNA of Phoenix dactylifera (date palm), 537 nucleotides long. The record is from RefSeq and is a predicted model, not a curated record. NCBI's taxonomy places the organism in Eukaryota, Viridiplantae, Streptophyta, Magnoliopsida, Arecales, Arecaceae.
GUACUAUUGUUCUUCUGGAAAUUUGCUAAAAUGGGCCACGCAGAGGUUGGGAUGCCCUUGCAACCAAAAUCACCAGAACAUCCAGCUAUUAGCCAAAAUUUGGCUGCGGCAGGUCCAACACCUGAUUCAAAGCCAAGGAAGAAGAUCUGUUGUGCCUGCCCGGACACAAAGAGGCUGAGAGAUGAAUGCAUCGUGCAGCACGGCGAGGCUGCAUGUGAGAAAUGGAUUCAAGCCCAUAAACAAUGCCUUCGGGCUGAGGGGUUUAAUGUUUGAUGCUUCAUAGGACAUUUGGAGUCAGCAGUCUUUUCACACCUGUGAUUUAGGCUCCAGAUGCUUUCUAUACCGAGUUAAAAUAAUUGACCUUCUCAUGAAGAUUCAUGAAUAAAAAUGGCCAAAUGUACUCGAGUGCCAUUUUCUCAGAAGAUGUUUGAUUAUUAUUUUGCAUUCUCAUUUAAGUUAUUUGAUUUUUGUUACAGAAUAUGCAAACAAACUUUUGACUUCAGCUUAGAAUAUACUUACAGAUGUCCCUUAAACCUC